AUGUCUGGGGGCUCAGAGAGUGAUGACUGUGUAACAGCUAAUGGGAUGGUUUACAUUCCUGAAGUAAGAAAUGAGGAAACACCAACGGUUGGGAUGAAGUUCGACUCGCUUGACCUCGCUUAUAAUUUCUAUAACAGAUAUGCAUUCUUGGCUGGCUUUGGUAUUCGACUUCAUUCCAGCUUUCGGGGGACAUAUAAGAAAGAGAUUCUGAGGAAAGAAUUUGUUUGUUGCAAACAAGGUGCAUACAGGAAAGAUGAAACUCGGGAGAGAAAAAGACAGCGGGGAAUAAGUAGAUGCAAUUGCAAAGCUAAGAUUGUGGUUGUGAAGACAAAUGGGAGCAAGAAGUAUGCCAUCUCUCUUUUUGCAGAGGGACACAAUCAUAAGAUGACAGACUCAGAAAGAGUGCAUUUAUUGAGAUCACACCGUCGUAUUUCGGAUUCUACAAAAGUACUUACAAAACAGUUGGGUUCGGUUAACAUCCCCAUUCAUCAAAAGGUAAGUAUUUUCGAGGUGCAAUCCGGAGGAAUGGAUAAAAUCGGUUUUAUCAAAAAGGAUAUAUACAAUCUUGAAUGUAGUGUGAAUGGGAAGUUGAGGAACCACGAUGUUGAACUAGUGACCGAGUAUUUUAUGGCUGAACAGAAAAAAAAUGAGGCUUUUUAUUUCAAGAUUGAGGGAGAUGGCGAAGACAAGUUUAGUCGAUGUUUUUGGGCAGAUGCAACUUCUAGACGGGCAUACCGGUUGUAUGGAGAUGUUGUUGUAUUCGAUACCACAUUCAACACGAAUCGAUACGACUUGACAUUUGCACCAAUAUUGGGAGUUAAUAACCAUGGUCAGAAAAUUGUCUUAGCAUGCACAUUUUUGAGCAAGGAAACGACUGAGUCGUUUAUUUGGAUGUUUGAGGAGUUUAAGAAAGCCAUGCAAGGUGGCGAACCUAAAACGAUUAUUACAGAUCAAGAUGCGGCCAUCACCAGAGCGAUUUCAAUAGCCUUCCCGACUACAUUUCAUCGGCUUUGCAUAUGGCACAUCACAUCAAAGUUCCAUGUUAAGUUACCACAUUCUGCUUAUAAGGAGUAUUGGCGUGAAUUUCAGAAAGCCAUAUGGGAUACUGACAAUAAGGAUGAGUUUGAUGCAAAGUGGAAUAUUGUGGUUACAAAGGCUGGUUUCACUGACCAUCAAUGGCUAAGUUCAAUGUUUGAUUUAAGGGAAUCUUGGGUUCCAGCCUACGCACAAGACUUUUUUGCCGCUGGAAUGUCAAGCAGCCAAAGAGCGGAAGGUUCUCAUGCUUUCUUCAAGCAAUACAUAUCAAGGAGAAAUUCGUUGAUGGAUUUCAUAAUACGAUUUGAGAGGGCACUUUCCCAUCAACGUCAAAAAGAGUUAGCUGCUGAUCACGUAGAUGCAUUUGAAGUGGCUCAAUGUAUUCUACCAAUGCCAAUGAACAAACAAAUGGCUACCUUGUACACAAGGGCAAUGUUUCAAAAGUUUGAGAAAGAACUAAUACAAAGGACAGCAUGUUUCCUAGAGCUCAAAACAGAGGAUGCUUCAAAAGUUGUCUUUAAUAAUGACCAUUUUGUUGGAAGUUUUGAGUCUGAAAGGGUUCUUGGAUUCUGGAAGGAGAGGCAUCUUCAACUUGGUGAUGAAAUCCAAAGGGCAAGGGCACGUUUGGAAUUUGUUGAAGGCCAAAUUGAAGAUGACAAAAGGCAGGCCAAUUUGGAUAGGGCGAAGUUGCAGCGCAUGAAGCAUAGACACAAACGACUUCAGAGUGUAGCUAUUCAAAAAUACAAGAACUCAUCUAAUGCAGUGUUGUCAAAGAAGCGUGUGAUGCAAGCUGGAUUCGACUACUUCCGGUCCUAUGCAAAACUCGUCGUACCCGGGUUUGAUUGGUCAUCUAUUACCUUUUCCGACGUUAACAAAUAUACUCACCAAGGGAAGUAA
This is a messenger RNA of Prunus avium (sweet cherry), 1932 nucleotides long. Lineage: Eukaryota; Viridiplantae; Streptophyta; Magnoliopsida; Rosales; Rosaceae. The record is from RefSeq and is a predicted model, not a curated record.